UUGACUCUGUGGAUUGAUUCUUAGGUCUCUCGGCCCAUACAUAUCUAAUUUUGGGCUUACUUAAUUAGGCCUCUUGUCGUAGGAAUUGGGCUUUAUAAAAAUCAGAGACCAUUGAAAGUACGACGAUCACGGAACAAAAAAAAGGAAGGAAGGAAGAGAUGCUUGCGAAACAAACGCCAUUAACAAAACAAAUGCUCUCCGAGCUCUUACGAGCAAGUUCUUCAAAGCCGAAGCAGCUUAAGAAGAUCCACGCGGUUGUAAUAAGGACAGGUUUCUCUGAAAAGAACAGUCUUUUAACUCAGUUGUUAGAGAAUCUUGUACUUGUAGGUGACAUGUGUUACGCACGCCAGGUGUUCGACGAAAUGCCCAAGCCGAGGAUCUUCCUUUGGAACACUCUUUUCAAAGGGUACGUUAGAAACCAGCUCCCUUUUGAAAGUGUCCUACUUUAUAAGAAAAUGCGUGAUCUUGGUGUCCGUCCUGAUGAAUUUACUUACCCGUUUGUGGUGAAGGCGAUCUCUCAGCUUGGGGUUUUGCCCUGUGGGGUUUCCCUUCAUGCCCAUGUGUUGAAAAAUGGUUUUGAGUGUCUUGGGAUUGUUGCAACUGAGUUGGUGAUGAUGUACAUGAAGUUUGGUGAAUUGAGUUCGGCUGAGUUCUUGUUUGAGUCAAUGCAAGUCAAGGAUUUAGUGGCUUGGAAUGCGUUUAUUGCGGUUUGUGUUCAAACCGGGAACUCCGCUAUAGCUCUUGAGUAUUUCAACAAGAUGUGUGCGGAUGCAGUUCAGUUUGAUUCUUUUACUGUUGUGAGUAUGCUUUCUGCUUGUGGUCAGCUGGGCUCUUUGGAUAUCGGAGAAGAAAUUUAUGAUCGCGCGAGGAAAGAAGAGAUUGAAUGUAACAUAAUAGUCGAAAAUGCAAGGCUUGAUAUGCACUUGAAGUGUGGUAGCACCGAAGCUGCCAGGGUAUUAUUCGACGACAUGAAACAAAGGAAUGUGGUUUCAUGGAGCACGAUGAUUGUAGGAUAUGCAAUGAAUGGCGAUAGCGGAGAAGCCUUGGCAUUGUUCACUAUGAUGCAGAACGAGGGACUAAGACCGAACUACGUGACAUUUCUCGGGGUGUUAUCUGCUUGUAGCCAUGCUGGACUAGUGAAUGAAGGAAAAAGGUAUUUCAGUCUCAUGGUUCGAUUGAAUGAUAAGAAUCUUGAGCCAAGAAAAGAGCAUUAUGCAUGUAUGGUUGAUCUAUUGGGACGCUCUGGUCUUCUAGAGGAGGCUUAUGAAUUUAUCAAAAAGAUGCGAGUGGAACCAGAUACCGGUAUCUGGGGAGCUUUGUUGGGUGCUUGUGCAGUUCAUCGUGAUAUGAUCUUGGGGCAGAAAGUGGCCGACGUUCUUGUAGAAACAGCUCCUGAUAUUGGUUCAUACCACGUACUACUGUCUAAUAUCUAUGCAGCUGCUGGUAAAUGGGAUUGUGUUGACAAAGUAAGGAGUAAAAUGAGGAAGCUGGGCACUAAAAAGGUUGCUGCCUAUAGUUCCGUUGAAUUUGACGGCAAAAUCCAUUUUUUCAAUAGAGGAGACAUAUCACAUCCGCAAUCAAAGGCGAUAUAUGAGAAAUUGGAUGAAAUCUUGAAGAAGAUAAGAAACAUGGGGUAUGUUCCCGAUACGGGUUCAGUAUUUCAUGAUGUGGAAAUGGAGGAAAAGGAAUCUUCUCUUAGUCAUCACAGUGAGAAGCUUGCUAUUGCAUUUGGACUCAUUAAUGGGAGAGCAGGACAUCCUAUACGGGUUAUGAAGAACUUGAGAACCUGUGAUGAUUGCCACGUUUUCUCCAAGUUUGUUUCCAGGCUUACAUCAAGAGAGAUCAUCAUGAGAGACAAGAACAGGUUUCACCACUUCAGGAAUGGUAUCUGCUCUUGUAAAGAGUUCUGGUGACUUCACAUAUUGAUGUUCUGAUUAUCAAGAGAAAAUCUGAUGAGAAAUGCAUCCACAGAUUUUAAAAGUAUCUGAAGCUUUGAAUAGUAACAAAAGACCAGUUGAUGCAAAACCAAGCUCCUGAUCCACUAAACUUGCAUAUGGCAACAAAUCGUGAAGCUUUUGGUUUAAUCUUCUGCACAAGUCAGAAGCCUGCAAGAGAGAGAGACUCUACUGAAUAAGGAGAUAAAGAAUGGUCAAAAUUUGUGAAUAUGAAUUCAAUGUUUAUGUCAGUCAUUAGAUGCUAUUGACACUGAUCAAAAACAGAGUUUGCCUCUGUUAAUGGUUUUCUCUGAGAGUUGAAAAGCAGAGACAUGGAAGAAGCAAGAAAUAGAAAAAGUUCUCGUGAAAGACAGAGAGAGAGAGAUGGAGACAAAACAGAGAACAGAGGUUAUCUCACUUGUCGUCAAGACAUUCCAAGUAAAAAGACUCUGCAACAACGGUAUCUUUUUUUUUUUUUUGGGUCAAUUUAGCAAAACUAAGGUAAUCAAUCCUCCAUUGAAAGCUACUUGCUUUUAUUAGUAAAAACACUUUUUACAUUAUUAACAUUUUGAUUUUUACA
Molecule: messenger RNA, 2514 nt
Organism: Arabidopsis lyrata subsp. lyrata
Lineage: Eukaryota; Viridiplantae; Streptophyta; Magnoliopsida; Brassicales; Brassicaceae
Product: pentatricopeptide repeat-containing protein At2g01510, mitochondrial
Exons: 2
Coding region: 159-1913 (584 amino acids)
Biological process (GO): RNA modification
Molecular function (GO): protein binding; RNA binding; zinc ion binding
Source: RefSeq, a predicted model, not a curated record